Messenger RNA from Colletotrichum gloeosporioides, 501 nucleotides. RefSeq lists its product as uncharacterized. Lineage: Eukaryota; Fungi; Ascomycota; Sordariomycetes; Glomerellales; Glomerellaceae. The coding region runs from base 1 to 501 and encodes 166 amino acids. The record is from RefSeq and is a predicted model, not a curated record. The transcript has 2 exons.
AUGGCAUCUCGCCCGCAGAAUGUCGUCUCUGUUCAGGGUGCUCCUGGUGUCCAAAACCGCAGGGAGGAGCAGACUCAUGCCACCGAGAAUACCCUAGAGUCGGCCAUUGGAUAUGAAGUCUACGAGACUGAGAUGUCGGCCCAGGAAUUUGCGCUGCUCAACGCCUUGCUUCAACGGGAGGCCGCUCAGUCCGCUGCAUUCAACGCGACCAGUCACCCUCACGCGUACCUUGGACCCCAGCCGGAUGUUGUCGAUGCUUGGAUGAAUCAAAUUGAUCUCAUCAGUUGUGAGCAAGCCAUGGAGAUUGCUGCUAUAAACACCCUGGAUGAGAAUCUGAAGAGACUCGAGCGAGACCUCCGCAAUUUGGAGGAGGGGAUGAAGCAGUUGCAGCGUUGGUUCAGCUUAGAGCAGAGGAUUCGGAUUAUCAUGCAGACGAUGUUCUUCGCUGCGUGGUUCACUGUGUUCGUCCUUGCUGCCUUUGCUGUAGGCCGCAAGCUCUAG